AUGGAUUACGGCUAUGGAGAAGGCGAUUAUCAGGAAGAGGGCGUCCAAGAGAUGCAAGAGGACUCGGCAAUGGACAUGGACGAUGUGCCCGUCACACAAGAAGAUGCUUGGGCAGUGAUUUCCGCCUAUUUCGAAGAAAAGGGUCUCGUGCGACAACAAUUAGAUAGUUUUGAUGAAUUCAUUCAAAACACAAUGCAAGAGCUGGUGGACGACAGUGGCGACAUUCGAGUUUCUCCUGAAAUGCAACACAUGGUGGGAUACGACGAAGAAAAGUUUGAAGAUCAAGCAGCGAGCGCUACCAAACACGUUUUUGAGAUCCAUUUCGGUCAAGUGUACCUGUCCAAACCGACCACUGUCGAAAAGGACGGAACGGUCACCAAUAUGUUUCCACACGAAGCACGAUUGCGCAACAUGACCUACAGUGCCCCUCUGUAUGUCGAUAUUAGUCAAAAUCAGUACCACGUCCCUCGCGACCUCAAUAUUGCGGAUCCCUCGGAAGAUCUCGGAGAGCCCUUUCAGACCGAACACGCCCGCAAAGAGUUUCUGGGAUAUGUUCCAAUCAUGCUGCGGUCACUCUUUUGUGUCUUGUCCGAUAAGGACGAUGCCGAUUUGGGAGAUUUGGGAGAAUGCAUUUACGAUCAAGGUGGAUACUUUGUCAUUAAUGGAAGUGAAAAGGUUAUCAUUGCUCAAGAACGUCUGAGUAAUAACCACGUCUAUGCCUUCAAGAAGAAGCAACCGGCCAAGUUUUCCUGGGUCAUUGAAACCCGAUCCCAGGUGGAGAAUUCAACACGACCUGUGAGUACCUUGUACCUUCAAAUGUACCAAAAGGGUGGUCGUGGAGCGAUUGAGGGAAAUCAAAUUCGUUCCACUCUGCCGUAUAUUCGAACCGACAUUCCUGUAGUCAUUAUCUUUAGGGCGUUGGGAUAUGUGGCGGAUCGUGACAUUAUUGAGCACGUGGUGUACGAUUUGACGGAUGGAGAAAUGAUGGAUCUCUUUCGACCAUCUUUGGAAGAAGCCUUUGUGAUUCAACGGCAAGAAGCCGCCUUGGAUUUCAUUGGAAGACGUGGGUCGGCCAGAGACGUCACCAAGAAUGAUCGUAUUCGAUAUGCUUCGGCCAUUUUGCAAAAGGAAGUCUUGCCGCAUGUGGGAACGGAAGAGCAUUGCGAAACCAAAAAGGGAUUCUUCAUGGGAUAUGCAGUUCACAAACUGUUGGCUUGUAAAUUGGGAAGAUCCGAUGAAGAUGAUCGUGAUCACUUUGGAAAGAAGCGUUUGGAUCUGGCUGGUCCACUGUUGGGAGGUUUGUUUCGUCUGCUCUUUCGAAAACUUACUACAGAUGUCCGCCGACACUUGCAACGGUGUUUGGACGAAGGAAAGGUCUUUAACAUGGGUGCUGCUAUCAAGAGUAACCACAUUACGGAUGGUUUGAAAUACAGUCUGGCGACUGGAAAUUGGGGGGACAAGGGGAAUGCUGGAAAGGCAGGUGUUUCACAGGUGCUGAAUCGUUUGACAUAUGCGUCAUCGCUAUCCCAUUUGAGACGUUGUAAUACUCCCUUGGCUAGAACAGGUAAACAGGCCAAGCCUCGUCAAUUACACAACACGCAUUGGGGUAUGGUGUGUCCUGCCGAGACUCCCGAGGGACAAGCUGUCGGACUGGUCAAGAACCUGGCCCUCAUGGCCUACAUUACGACGGGUACCGCUCAGGUUCCUGUCAUGGAAUUUUUGGAAGAGUUUUCUACUGAAAACUUGACGGACAUUUUGCCAUCGGUCAUUGCCGAACCCAAUACCUGCAAGAUUUUUGUCAACGGAAACUGGGUCGGUAUUCAUCGUGAUCCAAAGGCGCUGGUGGAUACCUUCCGAUCGCUCCGACGAAUGGUAGAUAUCGAUGCGGAAGUGUCUAUUGUGAGAGAUAUUGCGGCCAAGGAAGUCCGCAUCUACACGGAUGCUGGUCGUAUCUGUCGACCUCUCUUCAUUGUGCAGGAUCAGCAAUUGAUAUUGAAGAAGCAGCAUAUCAUUCAACUUCAAGGAUUUGAUGGCGAAACAAAACUGACAUGGUCCAAUCUUUUGAAUGAAGGUAUCGUGGAAUACAUUGAUACGGAAGAAGAAGAAACGACAAUGAUUGCCAUGGACCCCAUGGAUUUGGAUUCUGAAGAAUCGUACUCUUCCACUUAUACGCACUGCGAGAUUCACCCUUCCAUGAUUUUGGGCGUCUGUGCUUCCAUUAUUCCCUUUCCCGAUCACAACCAAUCUCCGCGUAAUGUCUACCAAAGUGCCAUGGGAAAGCAAGCUAUGGGAAUUUAUGCUUCCAAUUACCAAGUCCGGAUGGACACAAUGGCCCACGUGCUGCAUUAUCCACAAAAGCCUCUGUGUACUACACGAGCUAUGGAGUUUUUGCAUUUCAGAGAGUUACCCAGUGGAGUGAAUGUGAUUGUCGGAAUUCUAAUCUACACUGGAUACAACCAAGAAGAUUCCCUCAUUAUGAAUCAAUCUGCUAUUGACCGUGGUUUGUUCCGUUCUUCCUACUACAGAUGCUACAUUGACCAAGAGAAGGCCAGUUCUGUGGGAACCGUCGGAUCUUUGAAUUCGGAAAUCUUUGAAAAGCCUUCGCACGACAGUACUCGAGGAAUGAAACAUGGUGAAUAUGACAAACUCGAUGACGAUGGCCUUGUUGCUCCUGGUACUCGUGUAUCUGGUGACGAUGUGCUGAUUGGAAAGACGGCUCCAAUGGAUAGCAGUAUGAACAUGCCAUCGCGAUACACCAAGCGUGAUUGCAGUACAUCCAUGAAGGCAAACGAGAAUGGUAUUGUCGACAAUGUGCUCAUCAGUACUACCAAGGAAGGGUACCGAUUCACAAAGGUUCGGAUUCGCAACGUUCGUGUCCCACAAGUUGGUGACAAGUUUGCAUCGCGUCACGGACAAAAGGGUACCAUUGGUAUGACGUACCGUCAAGAAGAUAUGCCAUUCACUGUGGAGGGUAUUGUUCCCGAUAUUAUUGUCAAUCCGCACGCCAUUCCAUCUCGUAUGACUAUCGCGCAGUUGAUUGAGUGUUUGCUCGGAAAGGUGGUUGUCUUCCAAGGAUGCGAAGGUGAUGCUACGCCAUUUACUGACGUUACUGUGGAAGAUAUCAGUACGCGGUUGCAUGCUAUGGGAUAUCAAAAGCACGGAAACGAGCAUUUGUAUCAAGGCCACACUGGUCGUGCCAUGAACGCCAGAGUCUUUAUCGGUCCAACCUUCUACCAGCGUUUGAAGCAUUUAGUCGAUGAUAAGGUUCACUCGCGAGCCCGUGGUCCUGUUGCCAUGUUGACCCGUCAGCCUUUGGAAGGUCGAUCCCGAGAUGGUGGAUUGCGUAUGGGGGAGAUGGAACGUGAUUGUUUGAUUACACACGGAUGUGCCAAUUUCAUCCGAGAUCGAUUCUUCUGCAACUCUGAUCAAUACAGAAUUCAUAUUUGCGAGACCUGCGGCCUCACGGCACAAUCCAACUUGAAGAAGAUGACUUAUGAGUGUCGCUCACCCGAAUGUGUUGGGCGCCCUACCAAGAUUUGUCAGAUUGAAAUCCCAUAUGCUUGUAAGCUUUUGCUUCAAGAAAUGAUGUCCAUGUCCAUCAGCACCAGAAUCUACACUGAUGUGCGCAAGACAAGAGACAAUUCUUACUAG
This is a messenger RNA of Cylindrotheca closterium, 3651 nucleotides long. NCBI's taxonomy places the organism in Eukaryota, Bacillariophyta, Bacillariophyceae, Bacillariales, Bacillariaceae. The record is from the annotation of a GenBank genome assembly.